AAUUUGCUGUGAUAUAACCGCAUACACAAAUCACAAGCAAAUUUGAAGAGAUUACCAGAAAUUGUGUAAAAAUCAUGUUAUUUCUAUUAAUUUUAACUUAGUUGUACUUUAAAAUAGUGACAAAACGUAACAUAAAACUCCAGUUCACAAUGCUGCUCAACGUGAUCGGCCGCUACAGCGGCCGGCUUGGCGGUCAAAGUUUGCUUCGGAUUCCGCGCAAUCCACCGACCAGCUGUGUCGCCCGGCUCAUCGGUAGCAAUCGCAACGCGGACGCCGCACGGAGGCACAAAAUCCGCACCACAAUCUACUACGUGGCCGCGGCCGGUGUCCUCACGGUUGGGAUGAGCUACGCGGCCGUUCCGCUGUACCGGAUGUUCUGCCAGGCGUACAGUUACGGCGGCACCACCGGCGUGGGACACGACGCCGAAAAGGUCGAAAGCAUGAAACGAGUCCAGGACCGGGUGAUUAAAAUUCUGUUCAACGCGGACAUUGGCGCUUCGAUGCGGUGGAACUUUAAGCCUCAGCAGCCGGAAAUUAGGGUUGUUCCUGGAGAAACGGCACUGGCCUUUUACACGGCCAAGAACCCAACCGAUCAUCCAGUCAUAGGAAUUAGUACCUACAAUGUGAUUCCCUUUGAAGCGGGAGCGUACUUCAACAAAAUUCAGUGCUUCUGCUUCGAGGAGCAGCAGCUGAACCCGCACGAGGAGGUGGACAUGCCGGUGUUCUUCUACAUCGAUCCGGAAAUAAUGGACGAUCCCAAGAUGGAACUGGUGGAUUCGAUCACGCUGUCGUACACGUUCUUCGAAGCGAAGGAAGGAGUAAACUUCCAGAUGCCAGUGUACGCCACGAAGCAUGGUAGCAAAUAAAGAUUGUUGAAUAUUUUAAAUUA
Messenger RNA from Culex pipiens pallens (northern house mosquito), 889 nucleotides. It is a transcript of the gene Cox11, whose product is annotated as cytochrome c oxidase assembly protein COX11, mitochondrial. Gene Ontology annotation, cellular component: mitochondrial inner membrane. The transcript is spliced from 2 exons. The coding region runs from base 150 to 866 and encodes 238 amino acids. Lineage: Eukaryota; Metazoa; Arthropoda; Insecta; Diptera; Culicidae. The record is from RefSeq and is a predicted model, not a curated record. Gene Ontology annotation, molecular function: copper ion binding.